This is a messenger RNA of Rubroshorea leprosula, 1272 nucleotides long. Lineage: Eukaryota; Viridiplantae; Streptophyta; Magnoliopsida; Malvales; Dipterocarpaceae. The record is from the annotation of a GenBank genome assembly.
GGGGAGUCAUUCACUUGUGAAUGAUAUGGAGGUUACAUGGGUAGGGGGUAGUCCGAGUUCAUCCGAGGUCGUUUGCCUCAUCCAAGGUAGCUCAGCUCAUCCAAGGUAAUUCACCUCGGAAUGGGCUGUAAUGAGGAUGAGCUCGAGCUCAAGCAGUUGAGCUCAUCCGAAGUUGUUUACUUCAUCCAAGGAGGAGCUCAAGCAGUUGAGCUCAUCCGAGGCUGUUUACCUCAUCCAAGGCUGUUUACCUCAUCCAAGGUAGUUCACCUCAGAAUGGGUUGUCAUAAGGAUGAGCUCAAGCAGUUGAGCUCAUCCGAGGUUUACCUCAUCCAAGGGUCAUUUGCCUCAUCCGGGGUAGUUCACCCGGUUAUCAUGAGGAUGAGCUCAACUAAGUUUUAUGAACUUAAACAAGUUUCUAAUUCAGCACAUGAAGUUCCUAUUGUUAAAAAUCCAAAAGUAAGGGAUGGGGACUGUAAUUUUACCGUUAGCAGAAUUUGCAGAGAAGGACAAAAACCCGACACGGACUCUUCAGGACGGAUGCAGGAAAAGUGUCGGCACCUUGUUCAGGGUGUUGACACCUUUCAGCUCGUGCUGCACAUCUUCCAGCUCAUGCUCGACCUCUGCACCUCGUGUUCAAGUUCUGCACUUCGUGCUUGGCCUCUGCAGCUCGUGGCUGACCUCGGCAAUAAGCGUUUGAGCUCUACAACUCAUGCUCGAGUUCUGCACUUCGUGCUCCACCUCGGCAGCAAGUGUUUGAGCUCUGCAGCUCAUUCUCGAGUUCUGCACCUCGUGCUCGAGUUCUGCACCUCGUGGUGGACCUCCACAGCUCGUGUUGGAGCUCUGCACUUUAUGCUUGACCUCUGCAGCUCGUGUUUGAGCUCGGCAGCUCAAGUUGGAGCUCUGCGCCUUGUGCUCGACCCCUGCAUUUCGUGCUCACCCCUUGCAGUUCGCAUCUUGGACUGCUAUUCACAUAUCGGACUCCUGCAGUUCGCAGCUCAUGGUCCAGCAUGUCGCACCUCGGCAUUUCUCAGCUCGGACUUCGAUGACGAGGUUGGAGAGCUUGAGGCGUUGGCGGAUGGCGCAGGUGGCGGCAGCCAUGUGACCGGGGAACCAGUUGAUGACUCCACCAUCUUUGUUGAAUGCCAUCUCCCCCAACUCCAUGCCUUUCCUCACCACACCCUCCAACCCCAUUUCUAUUUCCUUUAUUUUCUAUCACCAACUAAAUAGAUGAGAAGUACGUUUAUGGUUGAAGAAUAGAGGGGCACAUGGUUG